GUGAGAGAUGCAGCUCGCACUGGCUCCUUCCCCUCCGUCUCUUAUUGUUGCAUUUUUGGCGAUAUUUUCUUUUUUCAUAUAAUUUUAACGUCAAAACAGACAAUGGCCUAAUUACUUUGCAAGUAAACUACGGGGACCAGCUGCAAGGGGUGGGGACAAAAAACAUAGUACUGUACAGACGCGAGUGUUGGAGAGGAUGGCUGUGUGUGGAGCGGCGGACGGAGUGGAGGUGUGGUCCAGCUCUGACGCCGAAGACGACAACUUCGUCUUCGUCACAGGAAAUGUUGUAGUGGAGGAGAGUGAAAAAGCUGUCGAAGGCUCAGUCCAGGCCGGGGGCACACUAUACACCUCAGAUCACCGAGACCCUACACUCACCACACCCCCAGCACAUACACAGUCCGUCAGCUAUUCAACCAUUAUCAAGGGAGGUCAAGACGAGGAUACUAUCCAUUUUGAGGUCAACCAUUUUGCGGAAUCCCUGCCAGAGCAGUGGCCACCUCUCCCUCAGCCAGCACCCAGAGCUUUUCUCCAACGCCACGAACCUGAGACACCAUCAAGCCUUCAGCGUCAUCAAGCGUCUCCCGGUAUGACGGAGAAGCAGCAGGUGGUAAAGGAGGAGCCCCUCUCGUGCACCAUCCACCGCCACUCCUGUGAUGAGGACUGUCUCAGCUGUUACUCACAUGGCGGUGACUGGUGGCUGUUGUCUGAUAGUGAGGACGAGAGUCUGGACGCCUGUAUCAACAGGCGAGGCUGGACCAAACGCUUCGGGGCGAGGAAGAAAGGCGCCAAGUUCCGCCACAACCACCGCUGCUGAUUCUGGUGAGGCGGAGAGGUGUGAGGAGGAGGAUGGGUGGUGCUGGGUGGAGACGGAGGAGGACAACACACUCCUCACUAACAAAUAUAACUCUUACCAAGUGAACCAUCAAGUUGCCGAAGAUGACGACGUCCAGGAGCUAAACCCAGACGGUGAAGAUAACUCCCCCCAACACAUACACGAACAACAACAAGAAACAACACUGAGUUAUACAGACACAACCAAGCAGGACACAGCGUCUCCCCAGGGUGUGGCCGACAAGAACCAGUGUGAGUUGACGAUGACUGCAGAAGACACUUGUGCUCCGGCCUCUUGGCCAUCUUAUGAAGAAGACUUGGAUGAGGACGAGGACCAGAUGAUGACCUACAGCGACCCUGACAAUAUUCUGGAUAUUUACCUUGAUAAUCGAGCCAACACGAGGGUGAAGUUCGACUUGUUGGGUAACCGCGCCCGCCACAAGUACUCUAAGGCCAAUUUUAAGGAAAACUGGAAAGUAACCCCCAUCUACCCUUACUGAGGUGUGUCCCUGCUAGUGCCUCUCACACCUCUAUACUAAAGUUACAUCGUGUGACGUGGCGGGAAUCUUUAGAAUGAUCAAUUGGUUAAUAUACGUCACAUCAUUCACUGUAAACAAUGCUCAUUAGAAGUGCCUAAUAAAUGGCUCAUGCAA
Messenger RNA from Homarus americanus (American lobster), 1484 nucleotides. RefSeq lists its product as uncharacterized. The record is from RefSeq and is a predicted model, not a curated record. Bases 654 to 1331 code for a protein of 225 amino acids. Lineage: Eukaryota; Metazoa; Arthropoda; Malacostraca; Decapoda; Nephropidae. The transcript is spliced from 6 exons.